AUGCUUCUCAAGUCCAUUUUGAGGGGACCCCUGGCCCUCUGGUACUGCUCCCUUGUCAAUUCGGAGGAGUAUCUGCAUGAGCAACUCCAGGAAAACAAAUACUUCCCCUUCCAGGUGCAGCAGCCCAAAGUGUUAGUGAUCGAGUAUUACAAGGACACCAUCUGGCAAGGACUGGUCUGUUUCGUCAUCUCUGUCUUCAGCAGCAUCUUCUACUUCAAACUGUACGGGGCCCAUCAGGACCUGUCGUGUUUCCUCAUCCUCAGCAUGGCGUCCAGCCUUUGGGUCCUGGUCAGCAACCUCUGCAAACGCCGUCUGAUCAUCAACCACAUCCGCCAGUACUACCAGUUCUACAUCAGAGGCAUCCUUUGGCAAGAGGGGCCCCUGCACCAGAUCUACGUCCGGCUGGUCAGCCAGCGAGAUGCCCAUGGAAAGCUCUUCUACAGCCUCAUCAUCAACGGGUACCGCCUGGAGGUCCUCACCCUGGUCCGUCUGACCAAGAACCAUGAGGUGAGA
Messenger RNA from Pseudonaja textilis, 513 nucleotides. The record is from RefSeq and is a predicted model, not a curated record. NCBI's taxonomy places the organism in Eukaryota, Metazoa, Chordata, Lepidosauria, Squamata, Elapidae.